UCGCGGGGACAUGGGGCCGCGCCCUCCCGGGCCGCGCCCGCCCUGCGCGCAGCUCCCUCCGCCGGCCCGGGUCUGCCGGGUCUGCCGGGUCUGACGGGUCUGACGGAGCCGCGCGGCCAUGAGCGCCAACCCCCGGUGGGACGUCAGCAGGGCGCUGGGGGUGGCCAGGCUUUUCCACCUGGUGUGUGGGGUCCGGGAUGCCUGCGUGACCCCCUUCCUGACCCUCUACCUGAGGCAGCUGGGCCUGGCCGCGCCCUGGGUGGGCAUCCUGAUGGGAACCAAGCACCUGGUCGCAGCCUUCUGGGCUCCCUUCUGUGCCUUCCUGGCCAAAAGCCACCAGAAACGGAGAGCGCUUCUCGCAGGCUCGCUGCUCGGCUCGGCGGUCGCCAGCCUGCUGAUGGUGCUGGUCCCACCGUUGGACAAAGAGCUGGUGUACCGCUCCUGUAACGGAAGCGGCAGCGUGACCACCACAGUCGUGCCACUGGGGGUCACGCUGACUGUGAGCAUCACCGCUGCCCCAGAGCCUGACUCAAACCACCCAGCGGGGACACCCAGCCUCCCAGCCAGGAGGAGCCCUGGAGUCCUGGAAGCCUCUGGCUUCAGAAAUGGACCAGGCGAAAGUGACCAAGAAAUUUCCAGUGAUCUGCACGGCUAUUUAGUGGGCUCCGUUGAAGGAGUCAGACCCACAUCCCAAGGUCUCCUCCAUCCUGUCACCCCAGGGGUGAAAGACAAUCCCUGGGAAGGUACUUUUGAGGUGGCCAAUACCGCCCUCCCUUUGCUUCCUGGGGGCACAGCAGUGGGAAGUCUGGCCAACUCGUCGGCGGCCAAGGGCAAAGCCCAGGUCCUUGAGCUCUCCUUGGAAGGGCUGCGGUGGACUUUCAUCCUCUCCUUGGGGUCCGUGGUAUUCUGGGAGCUGCUGACAGCCCCUCUGGAGCGGGUGGCAGAUGACAGCCUUUAUGAAUACCUGGAUUUUGUGGAUGCCACUGACCGAUACGGAAGCCUAUGGAUCUGGAGAUUGCUGGGCAUGUCGGCAGGCGCGUGCGGCAUCGCAGCCGUGGUGGGGCAGCUGGACUGCUUCCUGAUGACCAGCACCCCCCGGGGUGUGGUGCACUUCUACGGCUACUCGCUGGUCAGCACCCUGGCCUUACUGGUGAGCCUUGCCUUUCCCGUUCCUAUCUGCCGGCAGCGGGAGCACAGCGACAAAAGCGUCAAAGCACGGUCUCUUGUAGGGAGCAACCCUCGCCUCAUUGUCCUGGCCUUCACUGUCUUUUUAUUAGGAGCUGUCACCAGCACUGUGCAGAACUUUCUGUUCUGGCACAUGGACGACCAUGGGAGCAGCGAGCUGGUUAUGGGUUUCUCUGUCGCCCUCAGCCUGCUGGGGGAAGUUCUGCUUUAUCCAUUCAAAACCACGUUGCUUAGGAAACUGUCCAGGGUGGGCACGGUGGGGCUGGGGCUGGGCUGCCUUGCCGGGCAGCUGCUCUACUACUCCUUCCUCUGGAGCUGGUGGUCUGUCCUCCCUGUUCAGGUCUUGAGUGCCAUCAGCUACGGGGCUCUGUGGUGGGCAGUUGGGGCCUCGAUAGAGGCUCUGGCCACUCCCGGCACGGAGAGGCCUCUGAGUGCCAUGUUCCGAGGCCACUUUUACGGGAGUGGCUCUAGCCUGGGAAGCUUUGUGGCGGGCUUUGUGGCCAUGCGCUUCAGCCUGGCUGUGCUCUACCAGGCCUGCUGCGUGGCCCUGCUGCUCUGGUUAGCCUUGUUCCUGUCCAUCCAGCCCAGGCUGCCCCAAGAGAGGAAAAUCAACUAUUCGAAGCUGCUGGCCAUGGAGGCGAGUGACAGCAGUGACUCUGAGCAGGGGACAGAACGGGACUGGCUUGUGAAGGCCAUGAGGGAGGAGCACUCAGACUGGAAGGGCUGAGAGAGUCAGAAUGCGCUGAUCUGGGAAGGACCUAGUGCACUGGACAAAACUCAGUCUGCUGAGGACAGAAUCCUGCUGUGAACAGCAGGGAGCCCUGGGAGAGAGAAGGCAUGUCUAUGCUGAAGGCCAAGCAGGAUCAUCUCAUUGCAUGAUUUUCUUUACUUUUUUAGUAAAAGGAGAUUUUACAUCCCGCUAUUCAAUCU
Propithecus coquereli (Coquerel's sifaka) is the source of this 2115-nucleotide messenger RNA. RefSeq names its product major facilitator superfamily domain containing 6-like (gene MFSD6L). Gene Ontology annotation, cellular component: membrane. The record is from RefSeq and is a predicted model, not a curated record. Lineage: Eukaryota; Metazoa; Chordata; Mammalia; Primates; Indriidae. The coding region runs from base 119 to 1912 and encodes 597 amino acids. The transcript has a single exon.